This is a messenger RNA of Yarrowia lipolytica CLIB122, 735 nucleotides long. RefSeq lists its product as uncharacterized. Lineage: Eukaryota; Fungi; Ascomycota; Dipodascomycetes; Dipodascales. The record is from RefSeq and is a predicted model, not a curated record. Gene Ontology annotation, molecular function: lipase activity; arylformamidase activity.
AUGACCACUAUCACCAAGCUCACUUACGGCCCUGACCCUCGUCAGUACUCUAAUGUUUGGAUCCCUAAGGGAUCUAAGGCUCCUUCGCACUGGGUCAUUUUCAUGCACGGAGGUGCCUGGGUCGACUACAAGCAGACCGAGAAGGAUGGAGAUGAGCUUAUGGAGGCUGUUGUCGAUGGCAACGUCUGGGGUGCUUCUAUCGAGUACCGACUUGCCCCCGAGGUCUCUGGAAAGACCUUUGCUGAGGACGUUUACAACGCUAUCAAGUCAAUCUUCGACAAGUAUCCUGCUGCCCCCUGGACCAUGAUUGGUCACUCUGCCGGUGCCUUCCACUCUCUCAAGCUCGACACCGACGUCAAGGAAAAGGGCGGAUUUGCUUCCCCUACUAACAUUAUCCUUUCCGAGGGUAUCUACGAUCUGCGAACUCUUGUGGAUGACCACCCCACCUACUCCUACUUUACCAACCCAGCCUGGGGUGAGGACAAAGCCAAGUGGGACGAGGAGAGCCCCCUUCUCCAUCACCAGGCUUGCCCCAAGAUCAACUACACCAUUGUCCACUCUGACAUUGAUGAGCUUGUUCCCUUUGACGGCCAGCCUCAGCUCCUUGCCAAGAAAUGGAAGCAGCAGGGUGUUCCCUUUGACUUUGAAGUCAUUCGAGGUCUUAAGCACAACGAUGUCUUCAUCAGCUCCGAGUUUGCCAAGAUUGCCAACGAGAUUAUCCAGAAGUCUUCUUAG